AUGGCGUCUCUCUAUAACCAAGUCCCUUCUGUGUCUGCAGUUUUCUCUUUAUACGCAUCUUUCUCUGCAAUCAUGAUGCUUUUCCGUACAGUCAUCAACGAGAUUGUCCCUAAGGGAAUCCGAGAUUACAUCACUGUGAGAUUUGUAGAUUUCUUCUCCUCUUACUUUCAGUUUGAGUCGAGCUUUACGUUUGUGAUCGAGCAAAAGUGGGGGUCCGUGGACAACCAGACCUUUCGUGCCGCCGAAGCUUACUUACCAACAUGUCUUGCCGGACUCUCCACGGAAAAACUCGUCGUGGGUUGCAAUCUGAAGAAUCCAUCAGAUCAGAUCAGCUCCAACUCAAACAGGGGAUCCAGCGGAUCAGCUCCAACUUGGAAUCCAGCGGGUCAGCUCAAACUCGGAGUCCCAGUCGACACAAAGAUCAUUGAUGAGUUUGAAGGGAUUCAUCUUGAGUGGACUCUACACUCUACUGUAAUGGAGACUUAUCCCUACGAGAAACGCUACUUUCAUCUGACAUGCAAGAAGAAGUUUCGUGAGAAGAUAAUGACAGAUUGCUUCACACACUUUGUGAAAUCAGCACAGAAGAGAAUGAGCCAUCGCGAGAAUCUCAAUAUCUACACGUACAACCAACAACAUUCCUAUUGGGAACCCGCCAUUUUCGAGCACCACGCGACCUUCGAGACCCUAGCCAUCGAGCCAAAACUCAAAACCACCAUGAUCGAUGAUCUUGACGCAUUCUCCAAAGGAAAAGACUUCUUCAAGAGCGUGGGACGAGCUUGGAAACGUGGUUACCUUCUUUACGGUCCACCGGGAACCGGGAAGUCCUCUAUGGUGGCUGCGAUUGCUAACUACAUGAAUUACCAUAUUUAUGAUCUCCAGCUUCAGAGCGUUAGCAACGAUGGCCAGUUGCGGAAGAUUCUCACCACAACACAAAACCGGUCGAUUAUUCUCAUUGAAGACAUUGAUUGUGGAUCUGAUGCUUCUAGUAUACGCAAGACCAAGGGAAAGGAACAAGUUUCCUCUACCUCCGAAGGGAUAUCUUUGUCUGGUCUGUUGAACUUUGUAGACGGGCUUUGGUCGUGCUGCGCAGAAGAAAGAAUCAUAAUUUUCACAACCAAUCACAAGGAGAAGCUCGAUCCGGCGUUGCUGAGGCCAGGGAGAAUGGACAUUCACAUUCUCAUGGACUAUUGCACGACCUUUGUGUUCAAGAAGCUUGUGGCUAUGUACCUCAAGAUUGACGACCAUGCCCUAAUUGAUCCCAUUGAGGAGCUUGUCCUUGAGGUGAGUGUAACUCCGGCUGAAGUUACUCAGCAGCUCAUGGUAAGUAAGAAUGCUGAUGUUGCGCUCAAGGGUCUCCUUGAGCUCUUGGAAACCAAGAAGAUGAGAAAGGAAGACGAUGCCAAAGUGGAGGAUGAGGGAGAGAUUGAAGAAGCAGAAACAUAA
Messenger RNA from Microthlaspi erraticum, 1443 nucleotides. NCBI's taxonomy places the organism in Eukaryota, Viridiplantae, Streptophyta, Magnoliopsida, Brassicales, Brassicaceae. The record is from the annotation of a GenBank genome assembly.